Messenger RNA from Psammomys obesus (fat sand rat), 3426 nucleotides. It is a transcript of the gene Cd180, whose product is annotated as CD180 molecule. Gene Ontology annotation, cellular component: extracellular matrix. The record is from RefSeq and is a predicted model, not a curated record. Gene Ontology annotation, biological process: positive regulation of lipopolysaccharide-mediated signaling pathway; cellular response to lipopolysaccharide; B cell proliferation involved in immune response. NCBI's taxonomy places the organism in Eukaryota, Metazoa, Chordata, Mammalia, Rodentia, Muridae. Gene Ontology annotation, molecular function: protein binding. Bases 70 to 2055 code for a protein of 661 amino acids. The transcript has 3 exons.
AGUGCGAUUACAUUGCUUGGCUCUGAGCAUUAGAUAAUCCUGCCCAGCUGGGCUUGCUCUGGACCCGGGAUGGCCCCACACAUCAGCUGCUUCUUUUUAGUGGCAUUCUUUUCAACUGGCUGUCAAGUCAUCACCUCCUCAGGUCAGAGGUGCAUUGAGAAAGAAGCCAACAAAACAUACAACUGUGAAAAUUUAGGUCUCAGUGAAAUUCCUGGCACUGUACCAAACUCAACAGAAUGUUUGGAGUUCAGCUUUAAUUUCCUGCCUACAAUUCAAAAUACAACCUUCAGCAGACUCAUGGAUCUCUCCUUUCUGGAUUUAACCAGGUGCCAGAUUUACUGGAUACACGAAGAUACUUUCCAAAGUCAACAUCAUUUAGACACACUCGUGUUAACUGCAAAUCCCCUGAUAUUUAUGGCAGAAACAGCACUUAAUGGUCCUCAGGCGCUAAAGCACCUGUUCUUCAUCCAAACGGGAAUAUCCAGUCUCGAGUUCAUCCCAGUGCACAAUCUGAAAAGCUUGGAAAGUCUUUAUGUUGGAAGCAACCAUAUUUCCUCCAUUAAGCUCCCCAAAGACUUCCCAACGGAGAAGCUGAAGGUCCUGGAUUUUCAGAACAAUGCUAUUCAUUACCUGUCUAAAGAAGAUGUGGGCUCUCUACAGCAAGCCACUGGUUUGAGCCUUAACUUAAAUGCAAAUCUCAUUACAGGGAUGGAGCCUGGGGCUUUUAGGUCAACUGUCUUCCACAGUUUGAGCUUUGGAGGGACUCUCGACUUGCUCAUUAUAUUCAGGGGUUUGCAAAACUCUACUAUUCAGUCUCUGUGGCUGGGGACAUUCGAGGACCUUGAUGAUAAAGAACUUAGUGAUUCCAUGCUUGAGGCUCUCUGCGAAGUGUCUGUUGAGAGCAUCAACCUGCAGAAGCAUCACUUCCUCAACCUCUCCCCCAACACAUUCCACUGCUUCACCAGCCUCCAGGAACUGGACCUUACCGCCACUCACCUGAAAGAAUUACCUGCUGGGAUUGUGGGCCUAAGCAAACUCAAGAAAUUAGUUCUCAGUGCAAAUAAGUUUGAAAAUCUGUGCCAAAUCAGUGCUGGCAGUUUCCCCUCCCUUACACAUCUUUAUGUCAAAGGCAACAUGAAGAGGCUUGAGCUUGGUACUGGCUGUUUAGAAAACCUAGAAAAUCUUCAGGAGCUUGAUCUAAGCCAUGAUGACAUCGAAACUCCUGAUUGCUGCAACCUGCAACUCAGAAACCUGUCUCACUUACAAAGCCUGAACUUGAGCUACAAUGAACCCCUGGGCCUCAGGACUGAGGCCUUCAAAGAAUGCCCUCAGCUAGAACUCCUGGAUCUGUCUUUUACCCGAUUACAUGUUAACACAGCACAAAGUCCUUUCCAGAACCUCCAUCUUCUGAAGGUUCUAAAUCUCUCCCACUGCCUCCUUGACACCAGCAACCAGCAUCUCCUUGACGGCCUGCCAGCACUCCAGCACCUGAACUUACAGGGAAAUCCAUUUCCAAAUGGGAAUAUCCAAAAGAGCAACCCACUUCAGACACUGGGGAGCCUAGAAAUCCUGACUUUAUCACACUGUGAUCUCUCCUCCAUAGAUGAGCAAGCCUUCAUCAGUCUUAAGAUAAUGAACCAUGUGGACCUGAGCCACAACAGGCUGACAUCCAGUAGCAUUGAGGCCCUUGGUCAUCUGAAGGGGCUCUACCUCAAUCUAGCCUUCAAUCACAUUAGCAUCAUCCCAUCUGGCCUCCUCCCCAUCUUGUCCCAGCAAAGUAUCAUUAACUUAAGACAAAAUCCCCUCGACUGCACUUGCUCAAACAUUUAUUUUUUAGAAUGGUACAAAGAAAAUGUGCAAAAACUUGAGGACAUAGAGGACACUCUUUGUGAAAGUCCCCCAACACUGAGGGGAGUCAGGCUGUCUGAUGUCACAUUGUCCUGUGGUAUCACAGCUGUGGGCAUUUUCUUUCUCAUUGUGUUCUUGCUCUUGUUCACUGUCUUGCUGAUUUUUGCAGUGAAAAAAUUUCUUAGGUGGAAAUACCAACACAUUUAGCUCAAGGUUUCCAGAGAAGGCAGAUAAAUAUGUUUAGCAAAGUUGGCCCAAGUGAAGAAACUACCAUCCUCAGGUGAGCAGACUUUUUUAUUCUUUCCUAGCCCUGGGCUGGGGUUCACUGAGCCUAAACAUAUGUCUUAUUCAUGUGAGUCUCCCAUAGUGCUGGGACUGGAGGCCCUGAUCCUCCUAUGAGACACACAGCUACUUCCUCCAGUGAGAAGUGAUCCACUGAAUACCAUAUAGUAAUCCCACCCAUUUCAGAAGAAAAGAGCACACACACACAACCUCCGACCAUCCGGCUAUGUGCAGGAGGUGGGAGGGCCAGCCCUGUCCCUCCACUCCCUUUCUCUCAUACAUCUGACAUUUUGCUCUAGGCUGAGCUCUCUGUAAUUGAGCCAUUUGGGAAAGUUAGGCCUCAGAAAAGUCUCAAUGCUCGUUUUAAAUGACAAAAGGUUUUAAAAAAAAACCAAUAAAUUUAAAAGAAAAGACAAAGUAAAAAAUUCUGCUCUCAACUAGAUUCUAUUAGUCACCUCAAUUAUUUGCUUUCUAAGGUUUUUUGAGAAGUUCCUAGGGCUCCAACAGUACAAAACUUUUAAAGCCUCAUCCCACCCAUUCCUGAAGGUUAGGAUUUUAUUCAUUUCGCAACAUGGAGGCUCCCCUUCCCCUGUCUGAUAUUCUGGCUCUUGGGUUGCAGACUUAGAGGUGGGCUGUGGUCCAAACUGCUUUUUUUAUCAUCCAUGUUUCUGGCCUUUGGACCUCUUUCCCACAGGAACAGGGAGAUGAAUCCUGGUUCCCAGGCUGGCCUUUCAAAGCCUAUUAAUCCCCUUGGAGACUAUUGAAGAACACUUUCACAGUGGAACCUUGUGGAUUUAUGUGUCCCGGCCCACUAGCUGUUGGGAACAUGAUAAGGCCAGUUUAGUGAGAAGAGGUUUCUGCUCAGUCCAAAGGUGUUCCCAAAGGUUGGAGCAGUGACAGACAGCAUGGGGGUCACUGAAUGCACAUAGACACAGAGGAGAAGAUAAUUGACAAUGUCACAACUUAACCCCUCCCAAGACUCAGAAUCCUUCUGAUGUAGGCUAGAUAUUUUGAAGUCUGAAUUGCUGGUUGAAACUCAGUUACUGUAAUGUUUACAGUUACUGUUCUCCGAAUCUAGGAAUUUAAACAACAAUGAUAUUUGAAAAAGAUUGCACAAUACUACAUAUAUGUAUAGUUUUUAUUUCAUCUUUCCCUGAACAACAUAACUAUUACAUAGCAUAUAAACCGUGUUGGGUACUGUUAGUCAUUGAAAGACAAGAAGAAUAUGGAAAGAUUGUGUGUGCUGUAUGAAAAUACUAUUCUAUUUUGUUUUUUAUAUAAAGGAGUUGGACAUUU